AUGUCGAGACUCGUGGGCGUCAACAGAUCUAUUCGCCAGAAUCUCGACUCUAGGUUCACCAAGAAUAAUAGCAUGGCAGCCUUCCUGGCGAGGAUCCCGAUCACUUUUACAGAGAAGCAACUUGUAUUACCAGUAGAUCCCGUCUCCCCUCCAGCGCCCGUUUAUCAGACAUUCCAUCUAAACGACCAGGGCAAAGCUAUAUCCAAAAACGCGUCUACUAGCAUCUUCUUCACGAGAACAUUGAUACUCCAUGCCGUGCGCGAGGUCACAAAGCCGAAGUGCCACGAUUUGGCUGAAUUGUUUACUGGGGCAACAGUCCCCUAUGGCUAUCUGACCAGCUCCAACAAUUCUUCUCGCUUUUAUCUGGAUUUUGAGAAGGAAUUUGAACACCUUCAUAUCUGCGAAACUGCUCCUGACAUUCGGUAUGCCGGGAGCGCCGACAUGGCAAUCAUAGUGCAUCAAGAGAAGAUGGAACCUGGAAUUCACGUAUGCGUUAUGGCCAAAGCACCCGGAGUAUUUCAUAUCGCCUUUGAUGAGAUGAUCAGAUCACUGGCAGUGAUCCAGGCAGGGCGGCAUCGGCUAGAGAAUGGGGGCACGUAUCCGGUGGUCUGGGGAGUUUUGUCUUUGGGGAUGAGAUACAGAUUCAUUCAUCUCGGCGAGAAUCGUGAGUGCUACUGGUCCGGUUAG
Molecule: messenger RNA, 687 nt
Organism: Aspergillus heteromorphus CBS 117.55
Lineage: Eukaryota; Fungi; Ascomycota; Eurotiomycetes; Eurotiales; Aspergillaceae
Exons: 3
Coding region: 1-687 (228 amino acids)
Source: RefSeq, a predicted model, not a curated record